Messenger RNA from Aricia agestis (brown argus), 2272 nucleotides. RefSeq names its product protein O-mannosyl-transferase 2 (gene twisted). Bases 137 to 2230 code for a protein of 697 amino acids. The transcript is spliced from 16 exons. Gene Ontology annotation, biological process: protein O-linked glycosylation via mannose. NCBI's taxonomy places the organism in Eukaryota, Metazoa, Arthropoda, Insecta, Lepidoptera, Lycaenidae. Gene Ontology annotation, molecular function: dolichyl-phosphate-mannose-protein mannosyltransferase activity. Gene Ontology annotation, cellular component: endoplasmic reticulum; membrane. The record is from RefSeq and is a predicted model, not a curated record.
GUUUGAGUUUUUAUUUUUUUAUAUUAUUUUAGUUUUUUUAAUAAUACGUUACAAUAAAAUAUAUAGAACAGAUAAUGUUUCUCUACAAACGUGCAUAAAUAUAUUAACGCCUAACGGUUUUAGUGAUACCUAAAUUAUGAAGUCUUCCAAUGGCUCUGAGUGCAAAAUCUGGUGGAUUACUUUUGGUCUUAUAUGUGGAGCAACAUUUGUGACCCGAUUCUACAAAGUACUGGAACCAGAUCAUGUCUGCUGGGAUGAAACACACUUUGGUAAAAUGGCUAGUUGGUACAUAAAUCGAACAUUUUUCUUUGAUGUGCAUCCUCCACUUGGUAAAAUGCUUAUCGCUUUAUCAGGCAAACUGACUGGCUAUGAUGGAACUUUUGCUUUUGAUAAACCUGGUGAUAAAUAUGAUGGUGCGAGGUACGAAGGGAUGAGAAUGUUUUGUACCAGUCUGGGUGCACUAAUAAUACCACUUACUUUUCUCACAAUAUGGGAAAUGACAAAAUGUUUGGACUCCACUCUUAUUGGCACCUUAUUGCUGUUAUGUGAUGUUGGAUUCUUGACAUUGAAUAGGUAUAUUUUGCUGGAUCCUAUUCUUCUAUUCUUUAUGAGUUGCUCUAUUUAUGGCGCAUUUAAGGUGAAAUCACUAACUGAAGAUGGUUUAGCACCAUUUAGUACCAGAAUGCUAGCUUGGCAGUUUUGGCUGGGAUCGGCACUCGCUUGCACAAUGUCGGUGAAGUUUGUAGGAUUGUUUGUUGUUUUGUUUGUCGGUCUGCGAACAAUAGCCGACCUGUGGAAUGUACUUGGAGAUCUCAGCAAGCCAGUCAGCUUAACAGUAAAACAUUUAAUCGGAAGAACAAUCACCCUCAUUAUUUGGCCGUCGUUGUUAUACAUUUUCUUCUUUUGGAUUCAUCUGACGGUGUUAAGCAAAAGUGGUAAUGGCGACGGAUUUUAUUCCUCCGGUUUUCAAGCUCGUUUGGAGGGCAACAGUCUGCACAACGCUAGCGCCCCGAGAUACGUCGCCUACGGAGCUGUAAUCACCCUGAAAAACCACCGCACGGGCGGGGGCUACUUGCAUUCACAUCAACACUUGUAUCCGGCCGGUUUCGGCGCUAAACAACAACAGAUAACGACGUACACGCACAAAGACGACAACAACCGAUGGAUUAUCAAGCCGUUCGACCGCGAGUCUGUGUCGGGCGUGGUGCGCGUGCGCAGCGGUGACCUCGUACGACUCACGCACGCCGCCACCGGCCGCAACCUGCACUCGCACCGCGAGCGCGCGCCGCUCACGCACAAGUUCAUGCAAGUCACCGGAUACGGGGAGGAAGGUAUCGGUGACGCGAAUGACGUUUGGAAGGUUGUUAUAUCGGGAUCAAAAGAUGGUGACGACUUACAAACUGUUCGAAGUCGGCUGAUGUUUAUGCAUUAUUUACAAGCAUGUGUGCUGACUACCACAGGUAAACAGCUACCCAAGUGGGGCUACGAGCAACAAGAAGUUGCUUGUAAUCCUAAUUUGCGAGACAAAAAUGCGCUAUGGAAUGUGGAGGAUAAUAUUUUUGACCAGUUGCCAAAAGUGAGUUUCGAGGCUUACGCGUCUGGUUUUAUAGAGCGCUUUAUAGAGUCGCACGCAGUGAUGUUCCAAGGUAACGCCGGCCUCAAACCGAAAGAGGGUGAAGUGACGUCGCAACCGUGGCAGUGGCCCAUCAAUUACAGAGGACAAUUCUUUUCGGGGAGUGCUCACAGAAUCUAUCUGCUGGGCAAUCCAGUAGUGUGGUGGACCAAUCUCCUCUUCCUCGUCAUAUUCAUUGUCGUGUUCGUCAUAAAUUCAAUAAGAGAAAAGCGAGCGAAGGCUUUUGGUGUAGUAUUGCAAAAUGAUAGUGAGAGUCUGCGAGCGAGCGCGUGGGCGGCGGCGGGCUGGGCGCUGCACUACGUGCCUUUCUGGGCGAUGGGCCGUGUGCUAUACUUCCACCACUACUUCCCGGCACUCAUAUUCAGCACUAUUCUCACUGGUAUAUUGACCGUGUACCUGCUGAAGAGUGUCCAGAGCUACCUGAGCCCCGAGCUGGGCAGAACAGUAUACCAUUGCUUCAUGGGAAUUAUAAUUUCCACUAGUGUGUAUAGUUUCUAUCUGUUCUCGCCUCUCGCGUACGGUAUGAGCGGGCCGCUAGCCAGUGAACCCAACUCUACCAUGACUGGCCUGAAGUGGUUAGACACUUGGGAAUUUUAAUUAUUAUUAAUAAUAAUUUAUUAUCAUAUUAUGUAAAGUAAG